This is a messenger RNA of Pogona vitticeps (central bearded dragon), 1690 nucleotides long. The record is from RefSeq and is a predicted model, not a curated record. Lineage: Eukaryota; Metazoa; Chordata; Lepidosauria; Squamata; Agamidae.
CGCCAAUUCAGUUGACCUUAAAAGAAAAAUAUGAUGUCCGUUGACUGGCCUCUUAUUCACCUCUUCGGGAAACCCUGCUGAGCUGAAUUUUGGGUGCCUUCUGAGGACGCAUGGAUACAGAGGGAAGAACGAUACCCAAGGAAGGGAAGCUGACAAAAACACUUUUCCUGACUACGUUGAUUUCUGCCCUUGGAUCAUCUGUCCAGUAUGGGUACAACUUCUCUGUGAUCAACCACGUGUCUGAAGCCAUGAAAAGCUUCUACAACGAGACCUAUCGUUAUCGAAAUGGGAUCAGCAUAGACUCAAGCCUGCUGAUGUUCCAGUGGGGUCUGACGGUCUCCUUCUUCCCGCUCGGAGGCCUCUUGGGGUCCCUGCUGGUUGGGCCACUGGCGGACUCUUGUGGCAGGAAAGGUGCUUUACUGGCAAAUAAUGUGUUGGCCAUAACCUCGGCCAUCCUCAUGGGCUCUUCCACAGCCAUGCGUUCCCACGAGUUCAUCAUCUUCGCACGCUUGAUCAUUGGAACAUGCACAGGUGUUGCCUUUAGCGUCGUCCCCAUGUACGUCACAGAACUGGCCCCCACAAACCUGAGGGAAACCCUUGGCAUGGUGGCCCACCUCUUCAUCCUUUUCGGUGGCCUGCUGGCUAUUCUCUUCAGUCUUCCCCAAAUCCUAGGGACGCCAAAAGGUUGGCCGAUACUAUUGAGCCUCGUUGGAUUGCCGGCAUUGUUUCAGAUCAUUGCCCUGCCCUUUUGCCCCGAAAGCCCAAGAUAUCUGCUGAUUCAGCGGAAGGAUGAAGAAAAGGCUCGGCAAGCCUUAAAAAAGCUCAGAGGCCAAGAUGAUGUGGAGGAAGAGAUGGAGGAACUUCGUCAAGAAGACGCCACUGAGAAGUCGGAGAAAGAUAUGGAUGUGUUCAAGUUCCUACAGUCCGAAGACCAGCGGUGGAACCUCAUCACUGCCGUCGUCCUGAUGGGUGGCCAGCAGCUCUCUGGCAUCAAUGCAGCGCAACAUUAUAUGGAGAGAAUCUUCACGUCGACACGCAUCGGAGCAGCGAUCGUGCCAUAUAUCACCAUGACGAUUUAUAUUCUCCUUUUGUUCACCCUCGUACUAGCGUUGUAUGUUGUGGAAUCUUUUGGGCUGAAGAAUCUCCUUCUGACCGGCUUUGGGAUCUGUAGCAUAACCUGCAUCCUUCUUACCAUGUCCCUCGAACUUCAGAAAACCGUCUUAUGGCUGUCUUACUUCAGUGCAACUUUUGUCUCUCUCUUCCUGAUUGGGCAGUGCAUUGGGCCAGAUUCAGUGGCCAAUGUGAUGAUAUCAGAACUGUUCCUUCAGUCGUCCCGAUCCUCAGCUUUCGUGGUUACAGGAUACGUACACUGGCUCUGCCGAUUCCUGAUUGCCGUGGUGUACCUGCAUGUAGAGACCUAUCUUGAGCCCUACAGCUUUCUGUUCUUCUGGCCCCUCUGCGUCGUCAGCUUUAUCUAUCUCUCCAAGAUGAUUCCAGACACAAGAAACAAGACUUUUCUGGAGACCCAGCGCCUGGUGGCCCUUCAGACGGCUAGGAGGAUCUUGAUCAAGGAGCUCAUGGUGGCCUCAGACAGUUAAAAAGGGCAGCAGAAGACCUUCAUAGAGCUGAAGGUCAUCAAGAAAGCCUUGGUGAUCAUCCUUGAGGUCACAGAGCAUGUGGGAGUUCCUUU